GCCCCUUUCUUGAGCGCAGAAACACUUACUUUUCCCCCUACCCUGCUCCUCCUCCUCCACAGCCGUCUUUCUCUUUGCCUCAGCCACUUCCUUUCUUGGCCUCACCCUCCCCAGUGCACUGAAGAAGGUAACCGGGUCCGGACCCACGCGGCGCCAGUUCUCCCGCGGGAAGGAAAACCGGGCAGAGAGGCAGCAAUGAAUGUGGAUCACGAGGUUAACCUCUUAGUGGAGGAAAUUCAUCGUUUGGGUUCAAAAAAUGCUGAUGGAAAGUUAAGCGUGAAAUUUGGGGUCCUCUUCCGAGACGAUAAAUGUGCCAACCUCUUUGAAGCAUUGGUAGGAACUCUCAAAGCUGCAAAACGAAGGAAGAUUGUAACGUAUUCAGGAGAGCUGCUUCUGCAAGGUGUUCAUGAUGAUGUUGACAUUGUAUUACUGCAAGAUUAAUGUGGUUCACAUAUCUUUUAUGUACUGCCAUUUUUUGUUUCUGGUAAACUGGAAUAUAAAGUGAAAGAACAAACAUUUGAACAUACUUAAUGUAUUUUUAUAGAACUUUGUAAACAAGAGGAGAUUAAUGUUUUAGAAGUCUGUCCUUUUUUAUAUCUUGAAAGAAAAUUUAUGUAUGAUGCUAUAAAAUAAACAAAUCCUAUUAUUUUUCUCAGGAAUCUGGUUGGGAAUUGUAGGCAAUGAGGUUUUUUGGGAGGCGGGGACAGGGGAAUGUUUGUUUCAUAAAUAAUUAGACAUUUUCUAUAGAUAUUUGACAUUCUGCAAAAGCAACAAGCAAAUUGAAGACCAACUCCUAUGAGAAAUAUUAUAAUGUUUAUGUAAUAAAGACAUGUAGCUGUCUCAAAAUU
Molecule: messenger RNA, 848 nt
Organism: Cercocebus atys (sooty mangabey)
Lineage: Eukaryota; Metazoa; Chordata; Mammalia; Primates; Cercopithecidae
Gene: ABRACL
Product: ABRA C-terminal like
Exons: 3
Coding region: 196-441 (81 amino acids)
Biological process (GO): regulation of actin filament-based process
Source: RefSeq, a predicted model, not a curated record